AAAAAAUAAAAAAAAAUAUCAAGCAAAACAGAAACAUGAGUUAUCAUUUUAGCUAAAAGUUACUCGGUACCUUUGCUAGUGGGAGGUAGCAGGUAACCGAUGGAACUAUCAGAGAUGGGUGCAAGUUGCCCCGCACACCAAUGCCAUCUUAAUGGAUCUGGUAUAGUGGAUGAGCUCAAGGGGCAACACACUAUAUUGAAGGACUGUAUUGAGCAGCUCACAACUGUUGAAUCAUCCAGGGCAAACCUCAUCUCUCAUCUUAGAGAGGUCCUCCAAGAGCAGGAAUAUAAGCUGGAUCAAGUCCGCAAUCAACUUCAGGCUGCUCAGUCCCACGCAGAUCAGGCAGGCAAUAUUUGUAAACAGUUGCUGAAUUGUGAUGCCAAUGGGCAAAUCUUGCCUGAGCAGAAUCGAAAGGAAGCGAGUACCUCCCAAGCUCCACAGGCAUACGUAGCAGGAAAUCGAGAGCAAUCUGCUCCAGUGAUGUACACUCGACAGGUAUCUUAUGAAAAAUCUGGCAACCUUGAUGAAGAUAUGAAAUCUGCAGCUGCUGCAGUGGCAGCAAAGCUCACUGCAUCAACAUCUUCAGCCCAGAUGCUGACUUAUGUUCUCUCAUCCUUGGCGUCCGAGGGUGUCAUAGGCAACUCAAGUAAAGAAUCUUCCCACGAUAAUCAAUCGGAGAAAAGGGUGAAGCUUGAAAAUGACCACUCAGCUUAUGUCCCUUCACAGAACCCUCAAGAACCCCUCUCAUUUUUCUCUCAAUCCUUCUCAAUGCAACACAAUCUCCCGAGCACAGCUCAGGAAUCUGCUCCAAUUGAACCGCCUCCUCUACCAUCAUCGCCUCCACCGUUGCCACCCCUGCCUCCUAUGCAGCCAUAUCCAGUGCCUCAGUGCAUGCAGACAUCUGUGCAGUUGCCUAAUUCAGCAUUUGUUUUCGCGACAAGCCAGCAACCUUCAGCAUUGCCUGGUUUUCUCCAAGUUGUGCCUCCUGUCAAUGGGGUUUCUCCUUUUACAUCUCCCACAACAAAUGCCUACCAAGGGUAUUCAACUGAUAGUAGUUUAUAUAGCCAGUCUUCAUCCUUGCCGAUGGCACCCGUUACCCGUCAAUAGGAUUGACAGUUCCCUGUGGUGCCUAGAAUGGUUUGUUUGGUAAUUUAGAGCAAAUACAAUCAUACUUAGCUUCUCUCACUUAAUUUUAGGGUUCUUGACAGCUUUUACAUAAUUAGCUAGUCUGAUGUAUACAAUUAGGCUAUUCACAUUGUAACUAUGUAACUUAUGUUGUGAUUUUAUUUCUAGAUUGGAGGUUGUUGGUGUUUAUAUAAUACUGACCUAGUAUUGCACUAUAAAAAAGUCGUUUGUUCGAGUA
This is a messenger RNA of Nicotiana tabacum (common tobacco), 1363 nucleotides long. The record is from RefSeq and is a predicted model, not a curated record. Lineage: Eukaryota; Viridiplantae; Streptophyta; Magnoliopsida; Solanales; Solanaceae.